GUGGCAGCUAUUUUCAUCUCAGGACUGCUCGGUCAAAAAGGGUUGAGAGCGGGGUUGAAAGGGCAAAAGUACUAGCAGCUCGCUCCGCUCGAUUCCGCCACAGCUAAGGAUGGCGGCGGCGGCGGCGGCGGCGGCGGCGAUACUCGAGCUGGACCCGUCGCACGAGCGCGCCAGCCGCGUUAUCGACAAUAUCGUGCGGCUGGAGAGGAGGAUCUUCCCGAAGCAUGAGUCGCUGGCGCGAUCCAUCCACGACGAGCUCAAGCGCCGGAACUCCGGCCUGAUUUACAUGGCAUCCAGCGGCGUCGCAGGAGGCGACGGUGAUGAGGUCGUCGGGUACGCCAUGUACACCUGUCCGACCUCCCUCUGCGCCUCCAUCACCAAGCUCGCCGUGAAGGAGAGUUGCAGGCGGCAGGGCCACGGCGAGGCGCUGCUGGCGGCCGCCGUGGAGCGGUGCCGGAGGAGGAGGGUCCAGCGGGUGUCCCUCCACGUGGAUCCGGCGAGGACGGCCGCUGUGGCGCUGUACCGGAAGGCCGGGUUCCAGGUCGACGCCACCGUCGUGGGCUACUACGCGCCGCAGAGGGACGCCUACCGGAUGUACAUGGAUCUGUAGGGAUCAUCAAGGAGGCCAAGCUCAAGAACCGGUGCUCAAUGCCCAUGACCAUUGCGAGAAUUGAGCGUGCUAGCUAAUUGUGAUCGACCAGUAGCACAAAGCCAUCAAUACUUCUCAGAAUUGAUAAAAGCUCCGACGACUUCUGAUCCUGUGGAUGUUUUGUGCCGAUGACUAUUGUAGUCUCAAACUGUACUAGCGAUCUGUUUGGAGGAUUGCCCAAGAUCAAGUUGAUUCUCGCUUGGUUCUGGAAAGAAUCCCACAUUUCGAAUGCUGCCAUGGUUUCAGUUACAGCUGCAGAUAUAGCUCAAAGUGUCAGAUAAUUGAGUUCAGAGAUGCUGCCACAUCAAUUUCUCCUCCAAGGUCAAGCUAACUUAGUUCGAUGGAAAUUCUUGAAUAAUUUUGAGCCUCCUGCCUCCUGGCUAGUGUCUGUGUCACGCUGUCACUGACACACAUGGAACAGCCAAGUUUGAUUCAAGAGCCCCUUGCAAGUAAAAGCUGCUUUACUA
Molecule: messenger RNA, 1116 nt
Organism: Panicum hallii
Lineage: Eukaryota; Viridiplantae; Streptophyta; Magnoliopsida; Poales; Poaceae
Exons: 2
Coding region: 110-610 (166 amino acids)
Molecular function (GO): acyltransferase activity, transferring groups other than amino-acyl groups
Source: RefSeq, a predicted model, not a curated record